AUGGCUCCCGUCCCGGAGGCCUAUUUCCCGUCCCUGGACAAGUGCUUCUCCGGGGACGUUCAACUUUUGUCUUGGAGAAGAGCAUUCCUUUAUGUCAAUGACCCAGAAUCACACGCCGACGAUGGUGCCAUUAUCACUGCCUUCCUCUCGCACCCAGAGUCCAUUCAGCUGCUGUCGCGCAGCGUGAACUCUUUCCCGGAGCCUUCCACUAAAUCCAAAUCCGAGUUCAAUUCGAAGACUGCCGCGAUCCACGUUGAAACAAAUGCGAAGAAAUCUUUCGAUCUCCCGGAGAUCAAGGCCGAUGCACAAUGGCUUAGCGAAAAAGCAAGGAUCGACGAAAUCACCGCUCUGCGUAUCGUCGUCCUUGAAUGGCAGAAUCGUCCUGCGACUCGCUUGACAACAACAUUCUCUAGCGAAGAGGCUACAAGCUUACAGAGCGCGGCCGGCUCGGAUAAUCUGCGAGUGUCGGUGGCUGGCCCAAACCUGGCGAGUAUCUUGAAGCAGACCGCGGGCGAGGCAGGGUCCUCCACGUUCGAUACAGAGGGAAAUAGGCGCUUACGCCUGCGCGCAUUGUAUCUGUCAGAGAGGAGCCAUCUUCUCAAGACAUUCCGCAAGCUACUCGCGCUAUCAUACCAUACGCCAACAACCGAAGCGGCCAUCAUCAGCACACCUGAGAAUGAUUUGGUUCGCUUGGGAAUCACGAUUUUCCGAGAGAAAUCCACUGGUAAUGGCCUAUACAAGCUUCUCGAAGCAUGCAUAAGCGCGGUUCAAAGUCGACUGCAAGACCUGGAAACCAAUGGCUCUUGGCUCGGAGCGGCUGAAAGUAACGGAGAGACAGAGGAUAUCUGGAGAACUACUCUCGUGGAGGAACUCGUUCACAUUCUCCAGAUCAUGUUUCACCACCUGCGUGCGUCGCAGGCUGUCCCUUGUGGAGCGCUUCUAUUAUCGUGGCUUGAACUCAUGAUUCAGUAUGAUUUCUUGGAAAGACUACAAGUCCCCUGUGAACAGCCAGUUGAAGUCUUGUUGCCUGUCCAGGCGUUCGUAUCACUCACCACCUUGGCAUUCUUGAAAGUCCCACUGGCGUUCGAGUCCAUUCUCAAAAAAAAAUUGCCCGAAACAAUUCCUUUGGGAGAACCCGCCUACUUCCUGUCGAAGGACACUAUUUCCAAAACGAACGAGAUCUUGAUGAGCGCAUGCCUUCACCCACUGAGUACGGUUCAUCCUGCUGGUUUUUCGUGGGGCUUGCUUCUCAAUACAAUGAGCGAGGUGGCCAUGAAUGACAAGAAUGCCCGAGAUAUUGAGCAGUUGAACAGUGCUGUGGAUUCUUUCAAUGCUAACAGGCCAAAUUCUGCGCAUUCCCAGGGAUCGGAAGAUUCGUUGUAUGACACACUACUAGAAUCAGCUCAAACGCCUCAAUAUGGUGGUGUGGAAACUACGAUAGCUGAGAUGACAUCCGAUAUCGUCAAGGAAUCCGUCUUCCAUCAAAUAGUUGCACUGUCCGUCAAAGCAGGCUCGAUUUCAGCCGUGGACGAUGAGUUGACUGCUCGAUGGGUGCGGUUGGAGCUUCUCGAUCUCAUCGAAAUUGCAACACAUUUCCUGGAUUACUCACCGGAGAUCAUGGAGUCGGUGCUGGGAAUCUUGACCGGCACGUCUGAUGGCCUCUCAUGGCUCCCAAUUAAAUCCCUGGGGCCUGAAAGCGAUCCUAAGACCGUCUUCGUCAACAACGAAAUCUUGAUGGACAAGAUUUUCCACAUUGCGCGGUCCCGAUUCCCCUACGAGACGGUUCCUUUCUUGAGACUCUGUCGAGCACUGGUCAGCGGCCACUUGGUGAAUGAUGAUGGCCUGCCCAGGGUUCAAGAGGAGCUGGAAAACAUGGAAACUUUCACUCAAAUUGUCCCUCCAGCAUUUCAAGGAUAUCAAACCAUUCGCGAGGAUGAAAAUGCCAACCUUGUGUCCCUCACCCGGUCCCUUCCGAUGUUCGAGGGGUCCUCGCAAAGCCAUCUUCUGCUCGAAAAUCAGACAAGCAAUGCCCUCGUCGUCAAUGGCUCGUCUGAAAUUCCAGCGGCAACUGUUGGCCAAGUAAUUUCCGAGUCGAAGCCUGCCGUCAUCAUGUGGCAACAUCAGUAUUCAUGCUUGAGCUAUCUGGGAAGCUGGCUCGAGGAUUGGAGCGAAAGUGGUGCGGUCUCCUCGGGCUGGGAUGCUGAGUCUGGUACAGAGAUCAUUGGGCUCCUGGCGGACCUCGUCGCCAGUGCGAAGGAUGUUCGCACCCAGGACUCUGCAGGCACAACUGCUAAACGGAUCCUGGAGAUGGCCAGUGACGGUCUUUCUCGGCAGGGCGAUAUCAUUUCAGUUGUCUUGGACAUCUUCGAACGGAGUCUGCAAAGCAUUGGCACUCAGGGUGAUGCUGCCAAAACCUUGGAUCCCAUCAUGGCUUGCAUGCGAUUUAUCCAAGAGGUGCUGAAGGUUCUUCCCAGCCGAGUGUGGCCCUUCUUCAGCCGCAGUAGUUUCAUUGGAUCAGAUGGAAAGGGAGGGGUCAUGUCUGGAGUCAUCUCAGCAAUGGAGAUCCCCUCUGGAGAAUAUCCGUUCCUUGUUAGUUGCGUCAAUCUGUUUGAAGCAGCUAUUGACGAUGCAGGAUCUCGUGCAGUACUCCGAAAGAGCCCCGGCAGCGUUGCUGGCAAGUCGACGAUAGUCUCCGACUGGAGUGCUGGGAUUCCCUCCCAUGUCAUGAGGAGUGUGUUGCUCAACUUCACUCGAAUAAUGAUCGAGAUUUUCAACAGCAACGGUAACUGGAGGUUCAACUUCCCGGAGCAGCGGUUCAAGAUCAACGGCAUGUUAGCUACCUCUUUUGACCGCAUUCUUUACUACGCCUACGGAAUCAAUGAUAGUCCGAAGCUCGAAUCCAAAAUCACCGGCGUGUUCUCCGCAUCAGCAGGAUAUAUCCUCGACCUGCUUCGCCCUCGAUCCACCGCUGACCUCCCUUUCAACCCGAUUCUCCGUUUAAUCUCGGACGGUCUCCAAACUCCGCCUACCCUCCACAUGCGCUAUCUCACCCUUAUUGAAAAUCAGGUCAACUCCACGUUGAACCUCUGCAUCAAGCUCAUACAGGCAGCGCGGCUUGCAGAGCAGCCUACAUCUCUGUUAGAAGAACAGUUGUUCAAGGCUACUCCGGUCCUAGUGAAGCUGUAUGCCUUGCAUGAUGCCUACCGACUGCCGGUUGUAAGGAUGCUCGAGAUUCUCAUUACCAGCGCAGCAUCGAAUCCGGACGAUGAGCCGCCGUCGCUUGUUGGUCACCUGGGCGCCGAGUCAUCUUGUCUUUUCCUUGAUGUGCUCUCUCAGCUCGAUAAGCCGCUUGCGGAUGACUCCUUGCUACUUUCAGUCUGGCGCCUGCUUGCAACUUUCGUGAGUAAGCGCCAACAGUGGCUUGCAGUUUUCAUCCUCACCGGUGCAUCACCGCGUCAGACGCUGAAGAAAUCUGAUAAGGUGGAUGGCCCAGCCAUGCGAGGUAUUCCAUUCUUGCAGAUGGCACUCGAUAAGCUCGCCAACAUUGACAAGGAAGAACCCCAAGUCGCACUAGCUUUGCUGGAGUUUGUGUCUCGUGCUCAAGAAAACUGGCCAUGGGCUACGCCCCACCUGAAGAACCACCCUCAGUUCUUCACCAGCAUCGUGAACUACGUUUCGAAACUGAAGAUCUCGUCCUUGUCCGUUACAGACCAAAUCUUCGCCACACGGAUUGCUGCUGUCGUUGCAGACAUAUCUGCUGUUUAUCUCCACUCGGCCAAGGAAUCAAGGGACUGGAGCUUCGUCAAGACCCUCAUUCCCCUCGUGCAGUGGUACGCAAAAGACGCAGUGGAUGUUUCUGCUUAUAAUUACUCUUUGCAUUCCAACUUGAAGAAGAACUUCGAGAGCCGGUACACUGGCUGCAAGAUGAUUGACUUCAAGCGGACCGCACUGUCCAGUCGCAGCCUGGGAAGCGAUUACUAUUACGAUCUUGGCAUGGGCCAAAAGUUGCUGUCCUUCGACUUUGCCUGGACUGGAGGAAGUCGGAACCAGGGGUUCUCUGAAGAGUUUGCGCGUGCCAACAUCAACCUGUCGCUGGUUGAAGCACAAGUGUCUCUUCUCAACAGCUGGAAGUUCUUCGCUAUCGAGCAUUGUGCGGAUUUCAUGCCGGAUCGCGAAAUCCAAAAAUCAAUGGCAAUCGUGGCGCAGAAUUGUCUCGAAGCUAACACCCACAGCGUGCCCCCAGAGGCCAUCUUUGAGCGAAUUCAACAAGUCCGCGUUGAUUUUGCCCAGGCCCUACUUCAGCAUCUCGUGGAGGUAGAGUCACAUGGAGCUGAGGUAUUCCGACUGCUCAAUGUUGUCUUUAAGACACUGCGUGCCCGACACCGGACGUAUGAAGAAGCACUGGUCAGCGAUGACACCGAGUACUACCGAUCACUUCUUAAUGUGCUCUUCCUGGCUCUUCAAUUCCACUUGCCGGGACCCAACCGCGCCAGCCCGGAAGCCCUCAACAAGCAGCCCAGUGUCUCGUCCGAUUUGACUGUGGUGGUCGAUAUUGUCAAGACUGUUGUAGCGCAGGGAUUCAAGUCGCUUACUACAUAUCUGCACGAACAGCCGGAAAAGUGCACGCCAAAGGACUUUGCCAUUAUCAUCGCCAUCCUUCAAACUAGCCUGCAGGUCAAAAACGCGGAUCGGUUGUAUGAACAUAUCGCGUUCCACAUCGCUGAGAACGAUAUUGCUCGCCAUGCCACCACAUUGUUCUCCUGGUCUGACCAGCUGACGGUGGCGGGCGAUCCAAUCUACGGUGAUCUCAGUAUCUCGAUCCUCGUCAAGAUGUCCACUCUUCCCCUGCUGACCGAGCAUCUGGCCGUGGAGGGUGUUUUGAUGAAACUGUCGACAUGCCGUCUGACAAACAUCCUCCGGCAACCCAAGGGCUUCGGCCCCUUCGACCCCGUUCCCCGCCUGUACACUAUCUGGACUGGCGGGUUCCUCCCUCUCUGUUUGAAUCUUCUCUACAAUGUUGUACGGGCCGCGCCAGAGGUUUCCGCCUUCCUUAACCAAUUCGAAGGUCAGCUUAACCGGGCAUCCGAGUGUUUCUCCACGCCCCACGCGACUGUGGCGACCCCGAGUCCAACAGCGCAAUGGAUCAGCCUCAGCAUGGCCUCCGAAGCCUACUCGCUUGCCCUGAUCUCGUUCAUCCUCACUCGCUUCCGCGAAGCAGGCGCCAGUGCUGGACUGGACGGACAGUCCAUUCAGGACUUGAAAUGGGACAAAGGACAGGCCAAGGAAGACAUUGAGGAGUUACUCGGCCGCCGGCCGGCGCUACGGGCGCGUAUCGUCGCUACGAAUGAGAAGGAAGUGGAAUGGUCGCGACAGAAGCCGACUGACGCGGGAUCCGGGGCCGAGAACCGGCUGGAGGAGAAGAUCGUAAACGAGCUCCGAGCCGCGGUGGCUUGUUUAGGGGGUGAGGAGGAUUCAUGA
Molecule: messenger RNA, 5478 nt
Organism: Penicillium daleae
Lineage: Eukaryota; Fungi; Ascomycota; Eurotiomycetes; Eurotiales; Aspergillaceae
Product: nucleoporin
Exons: 4
Coding region: 1-5478 (1825 amino acids)
Biological process (GO): RNA export from nucleus; protein import into nucleus
Cellular component (GO): nuclear pore inner ring
Molecular function (GO): structural constituent of nuclear pore
Source: RefSeq, a predicted model, not a curated record